GGCUAUAACUUUUCCAACCUGAGGAUGGCAACAAAUGCAGCGUUGAGUAGGACGUUUCUUAAGAAGAAGAGGAGGAACACCGGCCUGUGUGAUUGAGAUCAGCGGGGCAAGAGUUCACUUCACGGCUCAACUCUACACAAUGCUGUCCUAUGUGCUGUCACGAAGUUUCUGCCAGGCUGUCGCAGAAGUGAACCGCAGGUCUUACCCGACCUUAGGUUCAGCGUUUCGGGCUUUUACAACCUCGAGUCCACAAUGCGGAGGAGCACCGGACAGCGCUUCAGUGGUGACCUACUCACAGCUGAAGACCAUGCUGUCCAACCGUGACAUUCAGCUAUUUGAUGUGAGAAAUCCUGAUGAAUACCAGGCCGGACGCAUCCCAGAUGCUGUGAACAUCCCACUGGACAACCUGGAGGAGUCUCUGAAGCUGUCCCCGGUGCAUUUUCAGCAGAAAUUUAAAGUGAAGGCUCCUAGGAAAGAUGACGACAAUAUUGUGUUUCACUGCAAAAGUGGCUACAGGAGCUCCAAAGCCCUGGACAUCGCCUGCCAGCUGGGAUUUAACAGGGCGAGGCAUUACAAAGGAGGAUACAGUGAAUGGGCAGAACAAGAAGGAAAAUGAAUGAAUCCGGGCUGAGCUCUGCACUCUGAUUCCAUAUCUUUAUUAAAAAUAUAGCUAAUACAACACUGAAUGUAAAUGAGAAAUGACACAUUUAUUACUGUUGAGCAACACUUUUAUAUCAUGUUGACUGUUAAAUAAGUUACAAUUUGAAUUCACACUGACUGUUCCUCACUGAUGUAUUCAUAUUAAUUAUUACUUUAUAGGCAAUAACUUGCCAUGCUUUCACUACUGAGUCAACACUGCCAUUAAGGUUUUGCACAUGCGGUGUAUCCUUUUUAUUCUGUGAGAAGACAUAUGAUUCAUGACAAAUUGAUUAAUGCUUUUUAAUAAAAUACCGGUAUUCAGAAAUUUUAA
Molecule: messenger RNA, 970 nt
Organism: Micropterus salmoides (largemouth bass)
Lineage: Eukaryota; Metazoa; Chordata; Actinopteri; Centrarchiformes; Centrarchidae
Product: thiosulfate sulfurtransferase/rhodanese-like domain-containing protein 3
Exons: 4
Coding region: 140-616 (158 amino acids)
Cellular component (GO): mitochondrion
Molecular function (GO): thiosulfate-cyanide sulfurtransferase activity
Source: RefSeq, a predicted model, not a curated record